CAGGUCUACUCUGGACAGAAGCGGUGAGGUAGAGAAGUAUCGCGCAGGCCAACUACAAGCUGAGAGAUUGCUAGAUGCCCGAGAAACAGUCCCACAGACAGCAAGUACAGAGGCUUGAGAGUCAGGUCCAGUUGUUGCGAGACCAGCUGAGUCAGGAGGUGAAACGGCGGCAGAUGUACGUGUUGCGGAGCUCGCGCAUGGACCGUGAGGCGUCGCAGCUGCGCCAGGUGCUGGGAGACUCCCUAUCCCGGGUCAGUCAGGACCCGUCGCUGGACGCCGGGGUGCUGGAGCAGGAGGCACGCAAACUGGACACGUCCCUGGUGCCCCUGGCCCUACCUGCCCCUCGUCCCCCACACCCCCCACAACUAGCUACGGAUCUGCAUGUUCCUGGAAGUGGUCCUGCACAAGGGAUAGAUCUCAGCUCCCUUGACACAAUCCUUUCCCGUGGUACUUCACCAAUGGAAGUCAGAUGAAUUUACGGCUGCAAGGCUUCAUGAAUAGAGUACCGCACUUUGGAGAGCGAUCAACGAUAGUAACUCAAGUAACAUCUCAUAAAUAUAUGUUCUGUCUCGUUUUCCUUAGCAAAUAUGUGUCCGUUUGAAUUUAUGUGGGUACUGAUAAAAGAAAAACUGUAUAUUUAUUUUGAGGUAAAUUUUCCUGUGAUUAUAUAAAAACAUCAUCAGAUAUCAAUAAAAGAAACUUGUAGCUAGAAUGAAUUUUUAAUUAAAAUAGCUAAAAAAGACGAGAAAUAACAUAUAUUUGUAGACUGUUAGGAUAGUUUAAUAUUAUGAUGCACUGUAUGAAGUAUGGUUCUUCUUACUGAACACUGUAUAGCUACUGUAAUGAAGCCCAACAUGGAAUCGACCACAGAAAGCAUUUCUUCUGCAUCCACUUGAAUGUGGAGCAAACGUUAUGGAGUUUAUCAGCUAGAAAUUGUGGAGAGAGUGUUUUCAAGGGAAAACAACCCUUUUUAAUUAAGCCACUGUUGUUUUUGAACCUGUGUUGCAUUUUUCACGUAUGACGUAUAAAACGAAAUAGAAUAUAUUUCAGUCUUGAAUUUAUAGUCUAAAAAAAUGGCAAAGAAAAAUGUCCUGACUGUUACUUGAAGUUUAACUUUCCAAUUUCAGAAAAUAUAGAGAAUGGUGUAUGCUUUUCAGUUUUUGUUUAAGAACAAAGUGACUUAUAUUUAGUUAUAUUUAGCCUAUCGUUUUUAGUUACCGAGAAUUUCUUCCAGGAAACCCCUUUCAUUUUAUAGUGUAAAUUUAAUUUGUUAUGAAAAAUAUUACCUACUUAGUUAAAGUAUUUUUCUUAUGGACUUUCAUUCUUAAUAUAAUAGAAUUUCACCAGGUCAACAAAUUUCGAUUUCUGUAAUUUUGUUUUAAAUCUGUCACAGAUUGAGUAAAUAGAUUCAUUUUCAAUGUUUUAAUGAAUUAUGACAAUCAGAUGUCAUAAAAUUUUGAAAAUCCAGUGUAUAUUAUUUUUUAUUGCAUUUACUAAUAAUUUUUGUAGCGAUUUUUAAAUUCAUAAAAAUAAGGAAAUGAGUUAUAUUGGAAAAAUCUGUUUAUUAGUUUUAAUUUUACUAAUUGAGACUAAACUGCCAUAAUUAUUGUAGAAAUAGUUUAGGUUAGUUGUGUCCGAGUCUGCAAAAAAGGCUGCCAUUGAAUUCUGUAUACAGAAAACUUCCAAAGCGGGUUUCUACUUUUUCACUUUUUAUGAUUGGGGUAGUUUAGUUAUUAGUUUAAGUUACGAGUGUUUUAAACGAAAAAUAUCAAAAUGAUUAUAGACUUUUAUAACCUAACAGAUUAUUGUUGUUUAAUUUUUGUUUGAUUUAUUGUUGUUGUAAAUUGUGUACAUAGUAAGCAAAUUAUAGUAUUCAAGGUAUGUGUACUAGAAAUAUAGUAAUUACUUAAUUUGUAUAUAUAGUGUUGUUCUGAGGUUUAUUACUAUCUUAGCGAUAGUACUGUCUCGCAGUUUUAGUAUAUAAUACUGUAUUAGUAUAUUGGAGUAGAGGUUAUUUUGAUGUUUGUUGAUUAAACAACUUUCUGUUUGACAAAAUUUAGUAAAAAUUGAUUUUUUUGUUUUGGAAAUCGUUAUGGAUUCUAGAUUUACUCAAAGACUUCAGUUUGUACUCAAUUUUCACCUAAGUAACCUAAAAAUUGGAUAAAUAAGUUAAGAGGAAUUUUUAGUUAGCAGAAAUAAUUCCUCAAUAAAGCCAUAUUAAGUCAGUUAUUACCUAACAUGUAUUAUAAUUUACUGUGAGUACAUAUGUACACACUUUUACGCACUCACCGACUGUACUGGAAUUUAAAACUCUAGAACCAGUAGAAAAGUUUCCUAAAUUAUUACAUGUUUGUAUGAAUAUUCCUCAUCAAAUUAGGUAUUUAAUUUGUAAAUGAGAUAUUAAGAUACAUUUGACAUUUUUAGUAAAUUUACAGAAUUCUGUAAUUCCUCUCAAAUGUAUAUUAUGUAGAUAACUUCCUGAAAUUUCUCUACGUAAAAGUGUGUAUAGAUUAAAUUCUUUGAAUAUGUCUUGAAUCCAUUUUUGGAAUUAAAAAAUCCAUUUGAGAGUUAGAAUACAAAUGUUGUGUUUUAGGCAAACACAAGAAAAUGUUAAAAAAUUGAUGAUUACGUGCAAUUUUAUAGAUAAUUUUUUACGUAGGUAUGUUUAAUUUUGUUCUAUUUGUCAGUCACACGACGGUGUGACCGUUAAAGUGCUAUUCUAAGUCUCACAGUAGUUAGAUUUAGUUUUACAUUUUUGCUGAACGAAGCACUCUACCUAACAUAUGAGUGAUGUGUGUGAUGGUGAGGAGGGGGAGGGGAGGGGGAGAUAACAAAACAUUAAACCCUUCUGUUGUUUUUAUAGUAAAGCUUACCUUUCUUUGUGGUCCAAUCACUAGUAGUAUGUAAUGAUUUGUUUGUUUUGGAAUACUCAUAAUUAACUAUUAGGGCAUUUACUUUAGAGGUUAUUAAUUUAGUACAUUGAAAUAGUACAGAAAAUGUUUAUACAUUCUUAUAAAUUUCAGUUUUGAGAACAAUUUAGUAUUAGACUAAAUAAAUUUACAUGUAAUUGUGCACACUAAAAUCUCACAAACGAUCUUUCAUACAUAAGCCUUGUAACAUUAGUUUAAUGUAUGGUUGGUUAUUUGAAUUUUUCAGAAAUUUUUAAAUAGUCCAACGAAUUCAGUGACAUUAGGUGAUACAAAAGAAGUUUUUUAUAUCAAUUUUUAAAUCAAGAUUAAACUUAAUAUCAUAGAUUUUUCACAAUUUUAUAUAUUUUAUUAUAACACAUCAAAUUAAACCCAAAGUUCAGGGAGUAAACUCACUUUUGUGAAAUAAAUUAUUAUUUUGUUUUAGUAUAUUCUAAAUGCGUAGUUUUAAAAACUCUUUUAGUAAUAAUUAUUUUCACCUAAUUUGUAUUAAUAAUUAAUUUUCACAGAAACAUUUCUAAAUUAUCUCGAAUUAUUCAUAUUUAUUUGUUUCUCAUUACUAAAUAGCAUCUCAAGUGUUGUAUUUUUAUUGCCUGUUAGUAUUCUCACUUCAACAUUCUAGAUGUUAUAUUCAUAUAAAAAUGAUCACUAUGACAAAAACUGCAUUUGCAAACAAACACUUAAAUAGUAGUGAAAUAGCACUAAACACUCAACACUGUGCAACACGUGUAGUCGUCAGAAGCGUUUAUGAUUUUGUUAAUAGUGAUAUAUUAAUAUUUCUAAUUAAUCAAUGAAAUAGUGUUGUUAUUUCUUUGUUAUCAUACUGUAAAAUAUUUCUUAGCUAGAAAAGGAGAACCAAAAUAAUUAAUUCACUUUAAUGAAGCACAAAAAAUAUACAUGUUUUAUAAACACAAAGCAAUGUAUUUUAACAUUAAUUAUUUUAAUUAUUCGUACUUCUAGCUUUUACAUUGUCCCCUCUUUACAGCAUAUGUGUUAGUAACAACAUACAUUACUGGUAAUCUUAGGUUUGUUCAGACAGUGUCAGCUACCGCAUUUUCGUAUAUUUUGGAAAAAUUUAGUGUUAAAAUCAUACUUUUUUCUUAAUUUUUGAAAAUGAUCGUAUACAUAGUAACAAAUUUUGGUAUGUCCCAUCAGUUGUCACAAAUACAAAAUUUAGAAGUUGGUUAUUAAUUUAUUUUGUUUUGUAGUGCAUAUAAUCAUCUAGAUUUUAGGCAUAUUUUGGAAACAUUUAGUGUAAGAAUUAUAUUUUUUGUAAAUUUUAAUAUAUUAUCACACUUCACCAGGGACAGUCCCACCACUUAAAAACAUUAGUAUUGUAAUUUUUGUAUAGUUUAUGAGUAAUGAUUUUAUACCAUAAUUAUCUUCACAUUUUUCUGAACAAAAUAAUGUAUUACACGUAUAGGUUUAUAGUAAAAAUGGGUUUUUUAUGUUUAAAGUAUGGUUACAAAAUACUGCAAAAUGGCUGCCAUCUGUGGAAAAAAAUUACUGCCAGUCUGAGGGUCGUGUGUACAUUCAUAGCCAGUUAUUUGUUCAUUAUGAUAUAAUUUUCGUGAUGGAAUCAAAAUUAAAAUUCACCUCACUUAGAUCAACACUCGCUUGUGCAUUUAACCAGAUAGGAAAGACUAGUUGUAAACACAAAGCAUAAUAAAGAGCAUUGAAAUUUCACCUGAUUUUGUAACGACUGAACCAAGGAUUGGAUGCUAUAUUUAAUCACGUAUGUAAACAAUGUACUGUUAAAACCCCCACCAGACACACACACAUCACUCACACAUUUAUUCUAGUCAUUUCGUGUCGACAAGUAGAAUAUUGUGGAAAUUAGAGGUUUAAGUUGUGUAUUAUAAGUUUUGACGCAAAUGUUAACCUCAAACAGCCUCCCAUAUGUGUUCACUCUAGUGGUACAAACAAUGUGCAAUAAAAACUAUAUUUACUGUAAGUGUAUAGAUAUUUAGGUAGAAGGUUUUGCCUUAUCGUAGUGAAAACUUGCAACGAUAUACAAAUCGCUCCGAGGGAAAGUAUUUUACAAUUUAAACUAUCACCAACUAGCCUUUCACUAAAAAUCCUCAAAUAGAUUUGUCAGUAAAAAUUGUGUUUAUUUCGUAUCCAACUUUUUAUAAUUUCUAAUAAAUAUGGACACUUCGAAACAGUUAUGUAUCACAUCUUUUAUCCAAAGUUGAAACAUGUAGAAAAUAAUUUUUUGGAUUUUCCUGCAAUAUUUCCAACUUGUGAGAGAUUUAAAUUUCACUAAUUUGAAGUUAUUUUAUUGUGGAAACUCUUUGGUAGGAAUCAUUUCUUUAUUUUUAGGAAUCAUUAACUUUAUUUAAUACGGAUACAUUUUGGACUUAAUUGGAAACCCUUAAGUUUUCCCAGUGUUUUUUUUUUAUCAAACCAAUCUGAGUCACUAUGCACUGCUUUUAAAACUUCAAAACUAUUCCCUAAAAUCACAUUAGUAUUCCAAAAGCAGUAAGUGAUUCUUUAGUGAUUUUUUUGUCGUAUGUGUACUUAUUUUAAUUACAGCAGAUACCAGUAUAUGAUAAGUUUACCAGUACAUUGAGCUGAGGAUUUACAUUAUAGUCCAGGAGCCGAGAGCUAAUUUCCAUUGUGUAAACUAACUGCAUCGUUUUUCAUCAAAUUGUUGAAGAAUUUCCAAUAAAAAAGAAAUUGAUUGUCAGCUGUGCUAGUUUUUGAGAGGGUCGAAGAGAGAUUAUCCCUUUGUUAAGUGUUCUUUUCCUCUUAGGACAAGAACCUUAGAAAUUGUUCUUAGUCCUUAAAGGACCUUUGCGCUGCUUUCGGAGUGACAGGAUAUUCAGGAUGGAUAAGGUUGAGGUUAGAGGCCGCUUCCUGUCAACAUCCAUAAGGAAGGAUUUAGGGCACUAAUCUCAAGUCAUGUCCCCUCGGAAGAAGGGAGAGCCAGCUCUGAACCAGCCUCUCCAGUCAAAGCAGGCAGGGGUGGCACACCCUU
Molecule: messenger RNA, 5907 nt
Organism: Homalodisca vitripennis (glassy-winged sharpshooter)
Lineage: Eukaryota; Metazoa; Arthropoda; Insecta; Hemiptera; Cicadellidae
Exons: 2
Coding region: 75-473 (132 amino acids)
Source: RefSeq, a predicted model, not a curated record